GAGCUGCUGCCGCUGCCGCCCCCUGCGGCCGCCGCCGCGCCACCUCCGCUCUGCUCCCCUUCCCUGUCCCCCGCCAUGGAGUGAGACCCCCGCCGGACGGCCGGACGGGGGGGCCCCGCCGCGCCUCGAUGGCUCUGGUCACGGUGCAGCGCUCGCCUACCCCCAGCGCCACUUCCAGCCCCUGCGCCUCGGAGGCAGACAGCGGGGAAGAAGAAUGCCGGUCCCAGCCCAGAAGCAUCAGCGAAAGCUUCCUCACUGUGAAAGGUGCAGCUCUCUUCCUGCCACGAGGAAAUGGGUCAUCCACUCCCAGGAUCAGUCACAGGCGCAACAAACAUGCAGGGGAUCUCCAGCAGCACCUGCAGGCCAUGUUCAUCCUGCUCCGCCCAGAAGACAACAUCAGACUGGCUGUAAGACUGGAAAGUACCUACCAGAACCGCACUAGAUACAUGGUGGUGGUGUCCACCAAUGGCAGACAAGACACGGAGGAGAGCAUCGUCCUAGGAAUGGAUUUCUCUUCCAAUGACAGUAGCACUUGUACCAUGGGCUUGGUGCUGCCACUCUGGAGUGACACCUUGAUCCACCUGGAUGGGGAUGGAGGGUUCAGCGUAUCAACAGAUAACAGGGUGCACAUAUUCAAGCCCGUGUCUGUACAGGCAAUGUGGUCUGCUCUGCAGAGUUUGCAUAAGGCUUGUGAAGUGGCACGGAGCAACAAUUACUAUCCAGGGAGCCUCUUCCUCACGUGGGUCAGUUACUACGAGAGCCACAUCAACUCAGACCAGUCGUCGGUCAACGAGUGGAAUGCCAUGCAAGAUGUCCAGUCCCACCGGCCCGACUCGCCCGCCCUCUUCACAGAUGUCCCAACUGAGCGGGAACGCACGGAACGGCUGAUUAAGACCAAACUAAGGGAGAUCAUGAUGCAGAAAGAUUUGGAGAACAUCACCUCAAAAGAGAUACGCACAGAGCUGGAGAUGCAGAUGGUGUGUAACCUGCGGGAGUUCAAAGAAUUCAUUGACAAUGAAAUGAUAGUGAUCCUCGGGCAGAUGGACAGCCCCACACAGAUAUUUGAUCAUGUCUUUUUGGGCUCAGAAUGGAAUGCCUCCAAUUUGGAAGAUUUGCAGAACAGAGGGGUACGGUACAUUUUGAAUGUGACUCGAGAAAUAGAUAAUUUCUUCCCUGGGCUCUUUGAGUACCACAAUAUCCGGGUUUAUGAUGAAGAAGCUACAGAUCUUCUGGCAUACUGGAAUGAUACCUACAAAUUCAUCUCCAAGGCAAAGAAAAAUGGUUCUAAGUGCCUGGUGCACUGCAAGAUGGGAGUGAGCCGCUCAGCAUCCACGGUGAUUGCCUAUGCCAUGAAGGAAUACGGCUGGAACCUGGACAGGGCUUACGACUACGUGAAGGAACGGCGCACCGUCACCAAGCCCAACCCCAGCUUCAUGCGGCAGCUGGAGGAGUACCAAGGGAUCCUGCUGGCCAGCAAACAGCGGCACAACAAACUGUGGCGCUCGCACUCGGACAGCGACCUCUCAGAUCACCACGAGCCCAUCUGCAAGGCUGGGCUGGAGCUGAACAAAAAGGAGAUCACCACCUCAGCUGACCAGAUCUCAGAGGCCAAGACUAAUGACAACCAGCAGCCCAUGUCUCCCAUCUACUCAGCUGAGCUGGACAGGGAGCAGCAGCUCCCAGAAGACACAAACAUGAUUGAGGACAUGUGUGUGAAGGAGAGAAGGAUCCACUUAGAGUUUACUUGCAGAGACUUCCACACAGAGCAGAUGGAGGACAAGCUGAACCUGAACAAUAUCAAUGGCUGUACAGCAGGGUGUUGUGUAGACUCCAUCCCCCCUGACAACUGCCGUGCUUCUGAGGCCUUAAUGCAGCUCCAGCACCCCUUGGAAAUAACGGAGUUUUCUGAUCUGACGGUGGAUGAUCUAGAAAAAGAUGCCCUUAAGCCUGAUAUGAACGUGCACUUGGUUCCCAUGGAAGAAUUCACUUCAUGCUUAAAAGACUUCCCCCAGUCCCCAAACCAAAAUUCCCUAGGUCUCCAACAGAACCCUCAGCCCCAAGUGACAGACCUCAGCACAGACAGGAUUGAUUUCUUCAGCGCUUUGGAGAAAUUCGUGGAGCUCUCCCAGGAGAGCCGGUCACGCACCUGCUCCCAUUCCAGGCCAGAGGAGCAAGGGACUGGGAGGAAUGGGGUCUCCAGGGUGCCCGUGCUGGAAGUGCCACCUGCUGCAGAUGGGGGUGCAGAUGCUCGAAGGAGCAGCCCUGGAAACUCUCCUCAGCCAUCCGAUGACUCCUCCACAGAUGAAGAGCAACAAAAGGAGGUCCCUGAGCUGCCUGGUGCAGGUCAUCUCACAAGAUCCCACUCGGAAAAUGCCAUUUCUGUGAAGGAAAUUAUCACAGAGAUCGAGUCAAUCAACCAGGGAACAGGACCUGCCCAGCAGAAAGAGAGUUCAGCCAACCUCAGCCAGACACCAAAGAGGAACACAGUGCAUGACCUGCCAGUGGAGGUGAUUUGGGCAUCAGAAAAGUUAGAACAGAGUGAAGGAGCCUGUGCUGGACACCAGGAGAAGGAGAAGGACCCUCUGCCAACUGAGCAGGAAGAAGCCCCAUCUCUGCAGCUGUCUUCUGGUAGAUCAGACCUGGAGGAAUGCAGCUCCGGCGGGGAGCAGCAGGAGCCUCGUGGCUCCGUCAAGCCCGAGCCCAAGUGGUGCCCCGGCUCCGUCCGGCGAGCCACGCUGGAGUUCGAGGAGCGCUUGAGGCAGGAGCAGGAGCACCAGCACACGGCCCCAGCCUGCACUUUACCGACCCGCAAGAACUCCAGGAACGACUCUCCUGCUGCCGAGCUCCUGCCACGGGGGAAGAGCGAGGAGCCGCCCCUGGAGAUGGCUCCGGAGGGGGACAAGGCGCAGGGUCCAGGUGCUGAGGAGCCGCUGCUGCCUCCCAGGGCAGAGCAGCCUGUGGGCAGACACCUGCCUGCACCCCUCGGCCCCCCUGCCCAGGAGUCCCUGCCCGCAGAGCCCAGCCCGGGGCAGGAGGGAGCGGCACAAGAGCGCAGGACAGUGGUCUCGUUUGACGGGACGGAGGAGCCAUCCCUGCCCUCCCUCCUCCCAAAGAGAAUCGAAAUCGUCGAAUACACCCUCACGGUCAAGCCUGCGGAGCAGCGCCCCGAUACAAGCUGUGAGCAGGGCGAGCUGGCCGCGGCCACCCCGUCUUUAGAUGAAAACUUGAACCCCUCGAUGUGCUUGGAGAAGGCUCCAGCGGAUCCCUCGCCACCGGAGCACGCGGUACGCAAGCAGGCCGCCUUCACCGUGGGCAGCCCCGGCGAGGAAGGCAGUGGGAUGUCUGCUCACCUCGGUGCUGCUUCUCCCUCUGCCCAGGUGACCUGUCCACCUUCAGCCAGCCUCGAGCACUCUCCUUACCCCUCCUGCAUCAUUCACCUGGAAGGUGUCACCGAGCAGAGCACGGGUACAGACGAUGAGCCGGUCACGCUGUGUGGCACCGAGGGAGAUGCGUUCAGGGACAGUCCCAGACCUCUCUGCGGGGGCAGUGCUGGCAUCUCAAGGCAGCUGAGCAGCGAGGACUUCAGCAGGCAGCGUGCUGAAAACAUGGACCUUCUGGACAUCUCGUUCCUGUGUUACAGCCUCCCUCACAGCUCCAGCAGCCUCAGCGUGGAGGAGCGCUCCAGCAGCCCCGGGCCGGUCAAGCAGCGGGAGAAGGAAAUAGAGGCUCGGAUCCGGCACGCAGGGCUCACCAGACCCUCCCACAUCAAGCGCUCGGCAUCGCUGGCCAAACUGGACUGCCUGGACCUCUCCAAGGACGACUUACGCAGCAGGGAGUCAGCCUCUUCCAGUGCCAACCCCGUGCUUCUCACCUGCGUUGCCCUCGGUCGAGGCUUUUGUGGGGGGAGGUUGGAGAGGGGCUCGGAGAGCGCGUGUGGGAAGCAUCGCCUCUCCUCCCCGGAGCCCACCAAGCAUUUUGUGGAACAGCUCAGAACAGCCGAGUGCAUUGCCCAGAGCAUGCCGGUGGAGAGGCCGCUGGCUCAGUACGCCAAAGAGUGCAGCUCCAGCCAGCAGAGUUUGUGUUCCAGUGCAGAUCCGACGUGGACUAGCUCCGGGGAGGGCCCUCCGCUGCUCCAGGUGCAGGUCCUGGACUCCUUGUCUCCAUCUCCAGCUCUGGCUGUUGCCCCACGGCAGCAGCACGGGAGAACUCACCCUCUGAGGAGGCUCAAAAAGACCAAUGACAAAAAGCGGACAACCAAUCCCCUCUACAACACGAUGUGAUCCUGGGCCCUUGGCUGUGAUUUCUUACCCAGAACCCGUGGUGUUGCUUUCACACAAGGGGCAGGUGUAAUAUAAGGAACAUGCACUUUAUUGGUUAAUUUUAUAUAUAUUGUCAUUUUACUGUUCCUGGCGCAUGUAGGUGUGGGUUGGUUCUUCUGUGUGUGACUCUGACUGCAGGACUGUUUGGGUUUUUUUAAGUUUAACUCAGAUAACCUCAAAUGUUCUUUUUUUUGUUGUUGUUAGUUUGUUUUAAAAGAACACCUUUAUCAUGCGAAAAUUGAUUGUUGGCUUGCUUUGGCAAGGUGGAGUUUUGCUUACAACCAGAUCCUAGUUCUUAACUUGAAUUUUCCCCACGCCUUGAAAUGGUGCUGGGCAGUUGGUGGGGUGAGAGCCCCUGAAAAUGUGAAGGUUGUGCCAAGGUCCCUUUCUUUGGCCUUUCUUUUAUUCUGCAAACUGGAACUCCACCAUGCUGGCAGAUCCCUCACAAAGCUGCUUCAGGACAAACGCCCAGGGCUCAGUUCAGCUGGUGCUUCCCCAUAAGGAGCACACAGGGGUAAAUCUCCCCAAUGGACGGGCUCUAAUAAUCCUGGGCAGCACCAAGACCAUCUCUCCCAUCUGCCAUGGGGCACACAGAGCUCUCUGCUCUGUCCUGAGGUGGGGCAGAGCUCCUCCAGGAGCUGCCAGGGUCACCUCUACCCAAAAAGCCAGUGUUCUUUUAAAACAAACGCCUCAUUAGGGUUUUAACCCUCCCAUUACUUGAAUACUGCUGUGGGCCUUCCAAGUUCAUGGCCAUAUCAUCUGUCCUCUGCCCCAAAGCUGUUCUUGUGCUGCCUGAGUUUCCCUCUCCCCUCUGCCAUGCUCACGGGUGUUUCUGGUGGCUCCCAAAACUUGAGCUGUUUUUGUUACAUGACAUACUGCCCUUAAUGCAUAGCUUUGUCCUCUCUGCUGUCACUCCUAACUCUAGACCCAGAGGGAAAAUAUUUUCUGGAAUAUUUCUUUUUUUUUUUUUUUUUUUUUUUU
Molecule: messenger RNA, 5300 nt
Organism: Vidua macroura (Pin-tailed whydah)
Lineage: Eukaryota; Metazoa; Chordata; Aves; Passeriformes; Viduidae
Gene: SSH2
Product: slingshot protein phosphatase 2
Exons: 15
Coding region: 129-4280 (1383 amino acids)
Biological process (GO): protein dephosphorylation; negative regulation of actin filament polymerization; actin cytoskeleton organization
Cellular component (GO): cytoplasm
Molecular function (GO): actin binding; protein tyrosine/serine/threonine phosphatase activity
Source: RefSeq, a predicted model, not a curated record